CCACAGGGCCAUAUGCAGGCGCAACCGUACCUAAUGUCCACGGUACGUUCAUCUGGGACUUUCGCAAGUACGGAGAUCCAUUUAUCGCCGACCACGGACCCCGCCUUGUUCACGGAAGAAAGGUAACGCCUCAUUUGGGCGAUGCAGCUGCUGUCAAAGAGUAGGCGGAUAAUUCGAUCCCGAUGGGAAGCAGACACCAAUAAAAUGGACAGUAAUCGGUGGACGUCGCUGUUCAGCGCUUCAGGUUUACUUGACCUCGCAAUCUCUGCCAUUCUUUGCCAUGACACAGUCUCCCACUCUCCUUCUCGCUCAGGAAGCAGUGAUAACCUUCCUGGACAACGUCGACAUCUACCUUCCGAAGUACACUCGCGACCGGGAGCUUGAACGACGCGUCAACGAGGUUGUCUGCCAGUGGGGAGGCGAACGCGCCAUGCACCCCUACGUCGUGCCGGCGACCAUCCUCACGAUCACCGCAUACUCCCACAUUACUGACAUGGAGACGAAGGUGCUCAUCACCAUCUUCACGACCUUCAUCGCUAUCAUGGACGACCCCGAGUUCUUCGACGGGCUUACUCCCGCGGAUUUCCACCGCAACAUGUGCGCCGGCGUCGUCCAGCGAGAUCACGGUCUCCUCGGGGAGUUCACCAAGGUGCUCGGGCGCAUGUGGGACCACUAUCCAGGCUUCACGGCGAACACGAUAUACACGUCCGCGCUCCGGUUCAUCAACGCGUCCGUCAUGGAGAACGAGUGGCAGGGCGCUGUGCUCUGCCGGGACGCACGUCCGUUCGUGGAGUACAAGCGCAGCAUGACGGCGACCACUGAGGCCUACGCAUGCUUCAUCUGGCCAACGGCGCAGUUUCCAGACUACAAGGCAUACGUGCAAGCCAUCCCCGAUACAAUGUUGUACGUGAGCUACGUGAAUGACAUCUUGUCCUUCUACAAAGAAGAGCUCGCGGGAGAAACGGACAACUACAUCCACGAACGCGCGCUCGCCACGGGGCGGUUAACAGCGGACGUCCUUCAGGAAGUCAUUGACGAGACCGUCGCUGCAAUUAAGCGUGUUCGUUCUGUACUUGGAGACGCAGAAGCGCGGGCGGCAUGGGAGAAUUUCGCGGCAGGGUACAUCAGGGUGCACACUGACAAUCCUCGGUAUCGUCUCAAGGAUAUACUGGGAGGCGAGUAUCUGCUCGAUAUCUCGAGUGACUGAAUUCUGGGUAUCAUCCUGGGCUAUUGCGAGUCAUCGGCUCCACUCAUAUCCAUAAGGUACUAGAUAUAGAAUCAUGCUGUUUAUGAUUUUAAAAGGCUUGCCAUUCGGUGGGCGCACGUCGAGGCAAUAUUAC
Messenger RNA from Rhodofomes roseus, 1340 nucleotides. Its product is annotated as isoprenoid synthase domain-containing protein. The record is from RefSeq and is a predicted model, not a curated record. Lineage: Eukaryota; Fungi; Basidiomycota; Agaricomycetes; Polyporales; Fomitopsidaceae. The transcript has 4 exons. The coding region runs from base 281 to 1207 and encodes 308 amino acids. Gene Ontology annotation, molecular function: carbon-oxygen lyase activity, acting on phosphates.